Amphibalanus amphitrite is the source of this 894-nucleotide messenger RNA. Its product is annotated as translocon-associated protein subunit gamma-like. Gene Ontology annotation, biological process: SRP-dependent cotranslational protein targeting to membrane. The transcript has 3 exons. The record is from RefSeq and is a predicted model, not a curated record. NCBI's taxonomy places the organism in Eukaryota, Metazoa, Arthropoda, Thecostraca, Balanomorpha, Balanidae. Bases 138 to 692 code for a protein of 184 amino acids. Gene Ontology annotation, cellular component: membrane; endoplasmic reticulum.
UGAGCUGCCAGUUGCGGGAAAUCUUGCGCAGCCGCCACGCUGACGCAACUUGGUUUUGUUUUGGCUGGAUUCUCUGCCGGUAUUCUGUGUGCUUCUUGACUUAUUUCAGAAAGUUAGGUCACAGAAUAACAGUUAAAAUGCCUGCCGCCAAUACGGGUGCGAAGUUCAGUAACGAAGAAGAGCUUCUUCUGCAGGACUUCAGCCGUAAUGUUUCGACCAAGUCAUCAGCCCUCUUCUAUGGAAAUGCAUUUAUUGUUUCUGCUAUUCCUAUCUGGCUGUACUGGAGGAUCCACAUGAUGGACCUCUACUCCUCCAUCCCCAUCUUCCUCAUCAUCACACUGGCCUCAACCUACCUGGUGGCCAUGGCAUACAAAAACACCAAGUUCAUCUUGAAGCAUAAGAUCGCCGUGAAACGCGAGGAGGCCGUCACUCGGGAGAUGCAGAAGAAGCUGGCCGAGGACAAGAAGAUGAGCAAGAAGGAGAAGGACGAGCGCACGCUGUGGAAGAAGAACGAGGUGGCCGACUACGAGGCCACCACCUUCUCAAUCUUCUACAACAACGCCCUCUUCCUGGCCAUCGUCAUCGUGGCCUCGUUCUACGUGCUGCGCUCGUUCGCGCCCACCUUUAACUAUGUGCUCUCGGUGGGCUCGGGGGCCGGCCUGCUAUGGCUGUUCUCCACGGGCACCAAGUAGGCGGCCGGUACUCUGGCGGGCCGCUCGGCCGGCCGUAACGGGUGGGGAGGGAAGGUGGCGCCAGUGUGCCGAGAGCUGGCGCGGCGGAGCGCGGAUGAGCUCUGCGCGCUCAUUGACUGUGUGUUAUGUCACCCAGAUGACUAUUCCGUUCGUUUUUAUUUCCGGGAGAUUGUGGGAAGGUAAUAAACUGUACCUAUUUAUA